Molecule: messenger RNA, 2508 nt
Organism: Paralichthys olivaceus (Japanese flounder)
Lineage: Eukaryota; Metazoa; Chordata; Actinopteri; Pleuronectiformes; Paralichthyidae
Gene: tspan33a
Product: tetraspanin 33a
Cellular component (GO): plasma membrane
Source: RefSeq, a predicted model, not a curated record
UGUCUCAGUCUGUGUCAACUCGAGUAUCAGUGCGAAUCAAAGCAGCUCCUCAUCUUCCUCACCAUGCUGACCUCUCUGUGCGCUCCUCACCUCGUGUUGUUGCUCAGUUAAGUCGCUUGUUGGAUCAGACGGAUACACACGUCGCCAUGGGAGGCAGAGGCAGAGCACCUGGACGUGACGAGGACUUCUCCUUCGUCAGUCCGAUUGUCAAGUAUCUGCUGUUCCUGUUUAAUUUCUUAUUCUGGAUAAUCUCCUUCGUGAUGGUGUCGAUCGGCGUGUAUGCUCGCAUGAUGAAACACGCAGAGGCAGCCCUGGCCUGUCUGUCAGUGGACCCUGCGAUAAUGCUGAUGGUGGUGGGGCUCCUCAUGUUCAUCCUUACCUUCUGUGGCUGCGUGGGCUCCCUGCGAGAAAACAUCUGCCUCCUGCAGACAUUCUGUAUCUCUCUGACAGUGAUCUUCCUGCUGCAGCUCACUGCUGGAAUCCUGGGCUUCGUCUUCUCUGAUACGGCACGGGGCAAAGUGACUGAGAUGAUCAACAACGCCAUCGUCCACUACAGAGACGACAUCGAUCUGCAAAACAUGAUUGAUUUUGGUCAGAUGGAGUUUGGCUGCUGUGGUGGUGUGGCGUACAACGACUGGUCCCAGAACAUGUACUUCAACUGCAACAAGGACAACCCGAGCAGAGAGCGCUGCUCUGUCCCCUUCUCCUGCUGCAUCAUGUCCAAAGACAAGGAGGUUGUCAACACCAUGUGUGGCCAGGGCAUGCAGGAUUUAGAGUACCUCAAAGCUGGAGACCACAUCUACACCAAUGGCUGCAUAGAUAAAUUAGUCAACUGGAUUCACAGCAACAUGUUCCUACUGGGAGGUAUCGCACUGGGAUUGGCUAUACCACAGCUGGUUGGGAUCCUCUUGUCCCAGAUUCUGAUCAACCAGAUCAAAGACCAGAUCGUGCUGCAGAACUACAACCUCAAACACCGCUCCGACCCGUGGAGCUGACCCAGACCAGGUCCUGAUCGACGACACUAGGAAGAUGGAGAUACGAGCAGCUGGAGGAAGACGGGUAGAAUCAGUCUAAAGAAAAACAUCUGUACGAGCAUCUCAUUCCUGUUGGAUGAAAAAAGGAAACAAAUGGACAUAUAGCACUCUGUCGCCACCCACUGGACACAGACCAUGCCUGUAUUUACCAAACAUUUCAUAGGCAGUGGUUCCCAGCCAGGGGGCAGAGGUCUUUAGUGCCAAGGGUCACACUGACAUUAAAUCAAUUACUUCUGUCAGUAUAAUCUUCCUUUCAUGAGAUGCCGAAUUGGAGUGGGAGUAAGAAGUUGUUUAAUCGUCCUCACUGCUGCAGGACUGAAAAGGGAAUAUCUUUUUCUACAACUAUUUUGCAGCUUAUUGAGAUUUCUGAUAUUUGCUGGAUCACUUUGUGUUCAUACAUGUUUUAGAAUUAUGUGUCCUGACCUGGAAUUUGCAAUUUUUCACUUCUAGAUGAAUUACCCAGGAAACCCAUCCCACCCCGGUUACACUAUAACAAACGUUCUUAUUACACAAUGAUUCAAACAUGUUUCAUUUGAUAAGAGCUGCAAACUAAUGUCUUGACGCUUCACAACGUGGUCGUGUCAGGCUUCUGUCCUGCUGAGACCUCACACCGCACAGUGUGAUGUCACUUCCUCCCCAGCCAGCUGACGGUAGGUGUGACUGCAGAGCGGCUGGAUUUUGCGGGGGUGUGUGUCUGAACAGACCGCCACUCCAAACAAAUGUUUUGCCAAAGCACACACAGCUCAUAUUCUGCACAUAUGUUGUGGCUGAUGUAUUUUAAAUCCUGUUCCCACCCUUUAUUCUUUCAUUCUUCUUGUUUUUAACUAAAACACAGAAGGAGCAGGGACUCUCAGGUUUCCCACAAAAGAAAAGAAAACUGCUCGUUGAUGUCACCACUACAGGCUGAGGUUGUAUUUUGCGUACUAUCAUUAAACAGAUUUAAUAUAAUCGCACCUUCUCUGUAUUGAAACAGAACCAGUAAAAGUUCGAUUUCCUCUAGCAGCAAAGUAAAGAGUAGCUGCACUUUAACUGUUUUUGUCAGGAUUCAGAUUCAGUGUGGUGAUAAAUGUUAACUGCUCUUUGUAUCCACAGCUGUAAAGGUCAGAAUUCAAUAUAAAUUCUUAAAACAAAACACCGUCAUCUCAUCUCCACCCAAUUUCUCCACUUGGCAAAUGAAACCCUGAGUUCUGAGGCGUUCACACACUGAAACCUGACGCCUGCAAUCUUUGGGAGCAUGAAACAGUCUGACAGUCUUUGACGCAAGUCCACAAUCUAAACAUGACAUUUCUGUGUUAGUUUAAAGCUGCGGUUACUCCUUCAGCUCAGAAUCCACUGCAUCAGGCACAAAGGAAUGAAAGCACUUUACUUUAGGGGGGCAACAUUUUGUAAUUUAGUAGGACAGUGGAAAAGUGACAGUGCAAACCACAGUUUGUGGCCCUGUCUCUUGUGAUUGUGUGUGUGUGUGUGUGUGUGU